This is a messenger RNA of Oncorhynchus tshawytscha (Chinook salmon), 1852 nucleotides long. RefSeq names its product protein BANP-like. Lineage: Eukaryota; Metazoa; Chordata; Actinopteri; Salmoniformes; Salmonidae. Gene Ontology annotation, molecular function: DNA binding. The coding region runs from base 221 to 1765 and encodes 514 amino acids. Gene Ontology annotation, biological process: negative regulation of protein catabolic process; protein localization to nucleus. The transcript has 13 exons. The record is from RefSeq and is a predicted model, not a curated record.
UCUCACUGCAAAAAAUCGGCUAGUGUUAAGCACUUGUGAGCGGGUUUUCAGAGCUCACUGGCUAGACUUAUUUUGCUAGUACCUGGCAACCCUGCCAUCGCAGCGGGUGGUCAGAGAAGAAACUGAGACGAAGUUCAAGCUUUUUCUCUCGCGAGGAAGGACGCCGUUAUCGAAAUCUCUACAAACAACACGAGAAUUCAUCAUUCACACGGUCUGAAUAAUGUCGGAACAAGAUUUGGGGGAGAUGGUGCAGAUAGCAGUGGAGGACUUGGGCCAGGGCGACCAGACUGAUGUGUUGGACAAUCAUGAAGAUUCUGAUGACAAGCCUGACACGAAAAGGCCAAGGGUGGACAACAGCACCCAGGAUGCAUCUCUAAAGACCUUGUUGUACUCCAUCAGCCAAACGAUCUGCCAGCGUCUGGACAACAUGGAGUCCAAGUUGCAGCUGGUAGAGGUGACAUGCCGGACCCUGGAGAAGAAGCUGGAUGCCGUGGUCAACAAGAACCAGGCACCCAUCCAGGUCCCUAUGGUGGCCGGCUCCCCUCUAGGUGCCACCCAGACCUGGAACAAAGUGCGCUGUGUUGUUCCGCAGACCAAUGUCAUAGUGAGCCAAGACCGACCGAAGGGUCAGGAGGAGUCAGUAAUUCGAGGGGCAGAUUCACUGGAGAACCUCCUUAGCAACACAGUGGGCGGGCGGAGGCAGAACACGUUCCUGGUGAAGGUGCCGGCGCCGGAGGACAGCCAGGAGGAACAGGAGAGCGGUUCAGAGGCCAGCGACUCGGUGUCCAACAGUGGCCAGGCCAACAACUCCCAGAGCACCCAGAACGUCACCCUCAUCACCCUCAACUCCGAGGACGACUACCCAGCAGGUACGUGGCUUGGCGACGAGAACAAUGCAGAGAUGCGUGUGCGUUGCCCAGUGUUGCCGGGCGACAUGCUCCACCUCAGCACCAACUGCCGCACAGCGGAGAAGAUGGCGCUGACACUGCUGGACUACCUUUUCCACCGCGAAGUGCAGGCAAUGUCCAACCUGUCAGGACAGGGCAAGCACGGCAAGAAGCAGCUGGACCCGCUCAUGAUCUACGGCGUACGCUGUCACCUGUUCUAUAAGUUUGGCAUCACUGAGUCGGACUGGUACCGGAUCAAGCAGAGCAUCGACUCCAAGUGUCGCACGGCAUGGAGACGCAAGCAGCGCGGCCAGAGUCUGGCAGUCAAGAGCUUCUCCAGACGUAGCGCCAACGCGCCUGGCAGCUCAGAGGGUGGCGCUGUGGCGGAGGUGGCUCACAUGGAGGGGGUGACCCAGCAGACUCUACACUACACCCUGGCCAACCAGGCCGUCCAACAGGUCCAGAUCCACCGCAUAGGAGAGGACGGACAGGUCCAAAUGAUACCUCAGGGACACCUCCAUAUUGCCCAGGUCCCACAGGGGGAAGAGGUGCAAAUCACACAGGACAGUGAGGGGAACCUUCAGAUCCACCAGGUGCAUGUUGGGCGGGAUGGUCAGGUGCUGCGUGGGGCCCAGCUGAUAGCAGUGGCGUCAGCUGACGGAGGGGCCACAACAGUGGAGGGCUCCCCCCUACAGGCCAGUGACAUCCAGGUGCAGUACGUCCAACUGGCCUCCGUCAAUGAGCACACCGCUACUGUACAGGCAGCAGAACUGGCGCCAGCCAUGCAGGGUGAGAUGGAGGUGAAGGAGGAAUCCAUCCAUCUGCCAACAGGGGAUAAUGGGGAGGUGGUGCAGAUCGUCAGUUCUGUGGGUACCUGAGGGCCUGGAGAGAGAGAUGGCCACCACAGAGAUACAGAGGUGUGGAUGAAAGGGAUGGGGAGUGGGGGAUUCAAUAAAUAAAGACAA